AAGAUGAACUCGAUCAAAACCCAAAAGCGGAGGUCAAGCUGUGAUGCAUGCGGCGCCUCAAAGCUUCGAUGCGACCGCAGCCAGCCUGCCUGCGGUCGCUGCGUCGCUCUAAAGCAAAACUGUGUCUACGGCAUCUCUCGUUAUAAAGGCAGGCCAAAGAAGAACCUUUGGGAUAUUUCCCAAGGUAGUCCCCUCAAGACAUCAACAUCACCGUCGUCAGAAGAGAAU
Colletotrichum graminicola M1.001 is the source of this 228-nucleotide messenger RNA. RefSeq lists its product as uncharacterized. Gene Ontology annotation, molecular function: DNA-binding transcription factor activity, RNA polymerase II-specific; zinc ion binding. Gene Ontology annotation, biological process: regulation of DNA-templated transcription. The record is from RefSeq and is a predicted model, not a curated record. The annotation marks the transcript as partial. Lineage: Eukaryota; Fungi; Ascomycota; Sordariomycetes; Glomerellales; Glomerellaceae. The transcript has a single exon.